Messenger RNA from Pseudoliparis swirei, 727 nucleotides. It is a transcript of the gene psmg4, whose product is annotated as proteasome (prosome, macropain) assembly chaperone 4. The transcript has 4 exons. Bases 77 to 496 code for a protein of 139 amino acids. Lineage: Eukaryota; Metazoa; Chordata; Actinopteri; Perciformes; Liparidae. Gene Ontology annotation, biological process: proteasome assembly. The record is from RefSeq and is a predicted model, not a curated record.
AGCACGAGCUCAAGUUCGUCGCUAGCUUCUCUGUUCGCAGGUUGUUAAAGUUAUACACCGACGCACGCACACAAAUAUGAGCAACACACAAAACGGAGAGGCUUUUGAACCCAUUACUGUGCACAAUUUCUCGGAGAGGAUUUUAGAGCAGCUCGUACACUUUCACGUGAUGAAGCUGAACGGAGGUUUCUUCCUGUGGGUCGGUUCGAGUCCGGUUCUGUCAAACCUGGCCGUCUCGAUGUGCAGCAAAUAUGAUUCGAUGCCUAUAUCUACACUAGUCAUGGGGGACCCAUCCAAUAUCACUCCAAAUUCCUUGGCACAGAGAUUAGAUGCCAACCGAGUGUCAAGUCCUCUUCACAAGAUGAUAUGCAAACCCCCCGAAAUCAAAGAGGACCAAAAAGCAAGUAUUUGUGAGUUACAGUCUUCCAGUGACGGCAUCCAACCUCAGUCUUCUGGUGGAAGGCCGGAUCAAAAAGGAGUUGGAGCUUCACCCUGAACACUUUUGAGCACAUUUGAUUGUACAUUUUUGUUUAUUGAACUGUUUUGUGUAGAACUGAGGACAUGUAGGAAGAGGGGCAGCUUAAAGCAGCAGGUGCUUCUGCUUCUUCUAUUUGGACUGAUGUACUCCAGCAUAUACUGUAAUGCUACUUCAACACAAUAACCACACACUGUCACAUCAAGUGUUCUUUUAUUGACAUAAUAAAUUAAGUGGUUUAAUAUCAAAACA